UCUGCAGGUUCCCUCUUAACGCUGUUUCAGUCAGCUGUGAGAUUAGUCCGUUCACUCAGCGUGCUGCCUGACUGCACCGAGAGCCGAGCAGACGUCUGAGCCGCUGCACAGAGCGAACAUGAAUGAUAACAGCCAGGAUGUGGAGCUGCUGCAGCAGAUAGAGAGGGAGGUGAGAAUGCGUGAGGGGGCCAGUAAGCUGCUGGCAGCUUGCUCCCAGAGAGAGCAGGCCCUGGAGGCCUCCAAGAGCCUGCUGACCUGCAAUGCUCGCAUCCUGGCCCUGCUGAGCCAACUGCAGAAGAUGAGGAAAGCACAAAUCCUGCAGAGAGUGGGGCGCAGACCAUCUGAAGAUGGAGAGCCAUGUACAGGAAAAGUAGCACUGUCAGACCUGCGCAUCCCCCUCAUGUGGAAAGACUCUGAGUACUUCAAAAACAAAGGCGAGCUCCAUCGCUGUGCUGUGUUCUGCCUGCUUCAGUGUGGAACCGAGAUCCAGGACACCGACCUGGUGAUGGUCGACAGGACGUUAACUGACAUCUGCUUUGAUGACACCAUUGUUUUCAACAACGUAGCUCCAGGGUUUCAGCUUCGAGUUGAGCUCUACAGCAGUUGUGUGGUCGAGGAUUUCUCCCCGACGGUUCUGGGGUCCAGGAAAGCCAGCCUUCUUGGGGGCUCUCUGGGACGCUCCUCUGGGAAAAAGAUCCGUGCCGCGUUCGAGUCUGCAGCUUUUUGUGGAUCCAUUCCCGCUGGAGGAGGAGAAAAACCUGGAAGCAUGUCGUCAGCUUUAUCGCCUGACCUGUCUGCACUGGGGGCGAAGUAUAACCUGCUGGCUCACACAACACUGACAAUUAAACACGUCCAGGAAGGUUUCAAGACGCAUGAUUUGUCGCUUUCAGCAACAGAGGAUAGUCCGCACUGGUUGCCUCUGUAUGGAAGCAUGUGCUGUCGACUAGCUGCUCAGCCUCAGUGCAUGAUCCAACCAGUGAUAAGUGGACAAAUCAAAGUCAAGCUUGCAGAGGAUUUCAGUUAUUGGGAGGAUGUUUACGGUGUCCUCAGGAGACAAACUCUUCUCUGUUAUCAAAGUGAAGAAGAUCUGGAGUCUGAGGAGGAGCCAUUGCUUGUGAUCCCCAUCAGAAAGGAUACCCUCGUCUGUGUGUCUGAGAGCGAUCCUGUCCAGUGUCACAUUAUAUGCAUCAGUACGCAGCGUCAAGGGGAUGAUGUAGCCUACACACUCGCCACACACACCCCUGAAGACAUCCAGCGCUGGGAGGAGGCCCUGCGGCAGCACGUCUAUAACAUGAGUCAGUGGAAACAGUGUUGUGAUAACCUCAUGAAGAUUGAUACGCCAAGCAGCAGGAAAUCCAUCAUGGUGAAGCAGGGAUCUCUAUUCCAUGAAAUAGUGACACCCUCACCUCCCAGAGAGGGGCCUGAGGUUCCAGAUUUAUCUUUUGAGACUCGUUCUUUGCUCUCCUCUUACUACAAGGAAAGUUAUUGAUGACCCUGCCACUGCUAAUCCAGAGAUGUGAGAAAGUGUUAUUCUGUCAGCUUUGUGGUUACCAUGCCUGGUCAAGGAAACGGACAUGGACAUGAUGAAUGGUGCUGUUUGAAAACCUGCAGAGGACACCACAUUUACUGUACCACAUGGACUGUUUUCAUUCUUCUCCUUAACUGUUUAUCCAACCAGCAUUACUAGUAAAAAAAAAAAACAAAAGAGUGAAAAGUAAGAAAUGUGAGCUUGCUAUCUCAAGAAAAGAAAUGAUUGGAAUGUUCUAUUAAAUGUAGAAUAAGUGCAACGUUACAUGUAGCUGUUAAGAGACAGAAUUUUCCAAGUGGCUUCUAAAAAAGUAUUUUAUUUACCUUAAUCACCUUAUCUUUACCGCUGCACCGCCCGGUGUUUAAAAAGAAUCCACAAACUAUUCUGUCUCUAAUGUGAGACUCACAAAAACAAAGUGUCUCACAUAUGUAAAAUAAAUCUAAUAAUUGAACUUGAUUGAUGCAUCAUUACAGGGGCUGUACCUAAGCAAAAACUAAAUCCAACUCAUUCGUAUUUUCAGCUACUUAUUGUAAUGUCAUAACACAUACAGCAGUUACACUUUCGUUUAUGCCGCAUUCAACUGUUGUUGGCCCUUACCCCCACUGAAUUCUUAUUCUCAUAAAAGCAAUCUAGCUUGCUUGCACGUAUAUGUUGAGUCAGAAGCCAAAUAGUUCCAGUAGAAAAUCUUGUCUAGCAUAAGCUGACAGUUCCCCUUACAGUAACCACUGGCUUCAUAGACAUGGCCAUCUGGUGGGAACACUUCUUGGAAAUCAUUCCAAUGUUAUGCGGUAUGCACAGUGCCGUGAAAAAGCAGAAACCUUCAAUUUUUGCAAAUUUCUCACACUUAAAUAGUCCAGAUGACCAAAAUAAUUUGCAUAUUUUGUUAAUAUUAGACAAAGAUCACGCACAAAUUACAAAAUGCAGUUUUUAAAAGAUGAUUUUUUCAAAAUUUAUUGAAAACUCAUAUCACCCCUGUGAAAAAGUAACUGCCCAUCUAUAUCUAAUAAAUGCUUGGACCACCCUUGACAACUUGGCGAUAGCUUAAAAUCAGUCCUUUACAGUACAUCACCAUGGAGGGAUUUUGACCCACUGUUCUCUACAGAAUAAUUUUAAUUCAGUCACAGUGGAUGGUAAAUCAUGACAUCAGUACAGGAGAAGAAAUUUUAUAUAACUUGCUUCUUUAAGUUGCAUUAAGGCCUAAAGUUAUGCAACAAUAAAGACAUGGUUGCUUUGAGUGAGAGAGGGAUGUUAUCAAAGGACAGUCCAUGACCCACAGUGUUUACCUCUCUACCCAUAGAUGGGACUUAGAAGGACUCAGGCACUGUCAAGAUGGCGAGAGCCGGAGUCACAGUACCUGAGCCUUAAAACAGUUCUUCAGGAAAAUUAGUGGUGGCGUCACACAGGGUCCAUCCAUCUACAGUCUAUGGGCAACACAUGGGUACAUUUUUACUCCUGGAAACAGAUGGAAACAAGACAAACUGGGGACUGAACCAUGCAGCCAAAACAAAACAAAUGAGCUAAAGAUUUUCUGUAGUUUCGGCACAAGGUUGCAACCAGUUCACUAGUGAUGUUGAUUGUCAUUUUUUUUAUAUAAAUGGAGUCAUGAACGAUACUUAGUUUCAGAUCUAGUAAGUAAUGUUCAGUAGUCACUGUGACUACAAAAUGAGAUUUUUUUAAAAAGUAGAAAUAAAUCAUGAAAUAAACCUAUCAAAAGUAUUUUCUCAGACAGUCAUUUCUGAGCUCGACAUUAUCAGCAGUAGUCUUGGCUGUUUGACAGAUGAUUCAGGCCUUGCUGAGUUCUGCAGUAAAGACGUCUAUUUACAGACUAUUUAGACUCGUUUUCACAUGCCAUAAUUUUAUUUCCUUCGCAGCAAAAUGCGUCACACAAAUCUUCAGACACUCCUGCAGGUUGAAUUUGGUGAACGACAAAAUAUUUUAGGGCUGAUUAAGACGCACAACAAACUUAAAGACACUCACUGGCAUAUAGCAACAUGUUGAUGUAACCAUAGAUACUCAAGACAUUUAAACAGAAUAUGUGAUCUUGUGGACACGCAACUGUCUUAAAUAUGACACAACUCCUGCUUUUUAUUUAGUCUUACAGUAUGUUCAUGUUCACAAUACAUACACAUUUAUUUGGACCUAUCUCUGCUUGUACAAAACAUUUGAGCAACAUAAAAUUAACAUCAAAAGUAUUACUUGAUGCACAUGGACACAGGUCCUGUUCAUACUCCCCUAAUGUAACAACAUAUGUUUUAUAUUUGUUUGUUUUGAUUCUGGCUAAAAAAAUCAUGGUAGCAUAACAAGAACUGUUCUUGUCACCAGCUACUAAGCUCUUCUGUAAAUUUAUAUCAUGUUUCAGAAGUAUACCAUCAGUCCAGUCACAUGUGUUUUUUUCUGAUUACAGGACAUACUGUUCCCCUUGGACUUAACCACUAUUAACAUCUAGAUCAAAGUCAAGCAUUGCAAAGGGAGUUUUUGGCGCUAUAAAUGAAACGUGCUUUCUUCCUCUGUGUCAGAGAGACAACUUCACUCAGAGGUCAGAGGAAGUGGUACCUCUGCGUAGGUCUGGCAAAUGUUGUGGCGGCGUACACGGCAUAUACGACACGCCACACAUCACACCACUGCUUUGUAUUAGUGUACAAACACAAACAUCCUGCUCUUAAACAUCUUGUUUACAUGCCGUAAAUAACAGAAUUGAAUUCUUAGUCAUUCUCUGUUUGAUUCUCUGAACACACUAUCAACUUCCUGAGCAGCGCCCUAACAAACAUUUAGAUAUUUAUCUGCUGCAGCUGCACUGUUCUCUACAGAAUAAUUUUAAUUCAGUCACAGUGGAUGGUUUUCGAUCAUGAACUUUCCUUUUAAGGUCUUACCUCACCAUCUUGAUUGGAUUCAAGUCUGGAUUUUGACAUGGCGACUCCAAAAACUUAAUUUUGUUCUUGAGCCCCUCAGAGAUGGACUUGCUUGUGUGCUUUGGGGAUUGUCAUGCUGAAUAAUGUAUGUUGAACCUUAGGUCAUGAACUGAUGGUGGAUAUUCUCCAGGAGGAUUUUCUGAUAGAGAGCAGAAUUCAUGGUUCCAUCAGUUAUGACAAGUCGCCCAGUCGCCUAGAAGAAAAGCAGCUCCAAACCAUCUCACCACUACCACCACCAUGUUUCACCAUCAUGUUCUUCUUGUGGAAUGUAGUUUUAGCUUUACACCAGAUGUACUGGGACCUGUGUCUUCCAAAAAGUUCCACCUGUGAUUCAUCAGUCCACAGGAUGUUAUUCCAAAAGUCUUGGGGCUCAUCUAGAUAUGUUUUUGCAAACACCGGAUGAAUCUUUAUGUCCUUUUUGGUUCAUCACUGUUCAGCAUUUUCUAUAUGUGGAGAAUGUUUCUCACUGUGGUUCUUUGGAGUCCCAGAGCCUCAACAAUGUCUGAUAAAUGUCAGUGACUUUGUUUCUCAUCUGUUCAUGAAUCAUCAUGAGCUGCUUUUUGACACCCUUUGAGCUACGUCACGAUACCAGACAGGUUCUAUUUAGUGAUGUUUAAAAAGAAUCCACAGACUAUUCUGUCUCUAAUGUGAGAGUCACAAAAACAAAGUGUCUCACAUAUGUAAAAUAAAUCUAAUAAUUGAAAUUGGUUGAUGCAUCAUUUCAUACGGGGGCUGUAACUAAGCAAAAACUAAAUCCAACUCAUUUGUAUUUUCAGCUUCUUAUUGUAAUGUCGUAACACAUACAGCAGUUAUACUUUCGUUUAUGCCGCAUUCAACUGUUGUUGGCCCUUACCCCCACUGAAUUCUCAUUCUCAUCAAUCAAUCUAGCUUGCUUGCACAUAUAUGUUGAGUCAGAAGCCAAAUAGUUCCAGUAGAAAAUCUUGUUUAGCAUAAGCUGACAGUUUCACUUACAGUAACCACUAGUUUCAUGUUCUUCUGGUGGAAUGUAGUUUUAGCUUUACACCAGAUGUACUGGGACCUGUGUCUUCCAAAAAGUUCCACCUGUGAUUCAUCAGUCCACAGGAUGUUAUUCCAAAAGUCUUGGGGCUCAUCUAGAUAUGAUUUUGCAAACACCGGAUGAAUCUUUGUCUUUUUUGGUCAGCUGUGGUUUGUGCCUCUCCCAUGGAUGUCAUUUUCUCCCAGCGUCUUCCUUAUUGUGGAAUCAUGUAGACGGACCUUAACUGAGGCCAGUUAGGCCUGCAGAUCUUUUAAUGUUCACCUGGGUUCUUUUGUGACCUAAUCUUGGAUUAUAUAUUGACAUGCUCUUGGAGAAAUGUUGGUCAGCCUGUCACUAAUGGAAAAAUUCAUCACUGUUCAGCAUUUUCUAUAUGUGGAGAAUGUUUCUCACUGUGGUUCUUUGGAGUCCCAGAGCCUCAACAAUGUCUGAUAAAUGUCAGUGACUUUGUUUCUCAUCUGUUCAUGAACUUCUUCAGAACGCGGCAUCAUGAGCUGCUGUUUGACACCCUUUGAGCUACUUCACGAUACCAGACAGGUUCCAUUUAGUGAUGUUUAAAAAGAAUCCACAGACUAUUCUGUCCCUAAUGUGAGAGUCACAAAAACAAAGUGUCUCACAUAUGUAAAAUAAAUCUAAUAAUUCAAAUUGGUUGAUGCAUCAUUACAGGGGCUGUAACUAAGCAAAAACUAAAUUCAACUCAUUUGUAUUUUCAGCUUCUUAUUGUAAUGUCGUAACACAUACAGCAGUUAUACUUUUGUUUAUGCCGUAUUCAACUGUUGUUGGCCCUUACCCCCACUGAAUUCUCAUUCUCAUCAAUCAAUCUAGCUUGCUUGCACAUAUAGGUUGAGUCAGAAGCCAAAUAGUUCCAGUAGAAAAUCUUGUUUAGCAUAAGCUGACAGUUUCACUUACAGUAACGACUAGUUUCAUGUUCUUCUGGUGGAAUGUAGUUUUAGCUUUACACCAGAUGUACUGGGACCUGUGUCUUUCAAAAAGUUCCACCUGUGAUUCAUCAGUCCACAGGAUGUUAUUCCAAAAGUCUUGGGGCUCAUCUAGAUAUGAUUUUGCAAACACCGGAUGAAUCUUUAUGUCCUUUUUGGUCAGCUGUGGUUUGUGCCUCUCCCAUGGAUGUCAUUUUCUCCCAGCGUCUUCCUUAUUGUGGAAUCAUGUAGACGGACCUUAACUGAGGCCAGUUAGGCCUGCAGAUCUUUUGAUGUUCGCCUGGGUUCUUUUGUGACCUAAUCUUGGAUUAUAUAUUGACAUGCUCUUGGAGAAAUGUUGGUCGGCCUGUCACUAAUGGAAAAGUUCAUCACUGUUCAGCAUUUUCUAUAUGUGGAGAAUGAUUCUCACUGUGGUUCUUUGGAGUCCCAGAGCCUCAACAAUGUCUGAUAAAUGUCAGUGACUUUGUUUCUCAUCUGUUCAUGAAUUUCUUAAGAACGCGGCAUCAUGAGCUGCUUUUUGACACCCUUUGAGCUACUUCACGAUACCAGACAGGUUCUAUUUAGUGAUGUUUAGAUUCAACAAGCCUGACAGUAAUCAUAUGUGGGUGUGGAUGGUGAAACUGAACCCAGUUACCAAAUUAAUUUGAUCAUUUGGUAGAUUCGUAGCUAAGAGGGCAAUUUCUUUUUCACAUUGCACAAGAUGGGCUGAACAGCAUUUUUCCUCCAGUAAAUUAAAUCAUAAUUUAAAGUCUGCAUUUUUUGUUUUCUUGAGUUAUCUUACUUGAGAUGAAUUCACCGCACUAAUUAAAUUUAUUUGAUGAUCUGAAACAUUUAAGAGUGACAAAUAGGCAAAAAUAUUAGAUUUCUGUAGGGAGGCAAAUACUCCACGGCACUGUAUAGCUUCUACAGAUGAAAAAAGCUUAAUAAAACUAAAUUAUUGCCUUUUUGGGGAGGGUUUUGAGUAUCGCGCUCAAGUGCAGAUUCAGUUCAUUAGAAAUGUACUAUUUAUCAGGAGAACAGUGUAAAUUGAUGACAAGUUUAAUAUUUUAUAAUAGGAGCUUUUAACAAAAAAACUGAAGUAAUUUGGACAUUUUUGAAAUGCACAAUCUAGAAGUUUUUACUGAUAACUUCAUAAACAUCUACAGUAGUAAAUAUAGAUUUUUUUAAAAAAGAUUUCAAGAGGUUUGCCGGGGGCUGAAGCCUAACCAAGCUGAUACUGAUGAAGAGGUGGACACCCUGUCAGUGCUAACGCAAGGACCCCGACAACUAUACACGCCCACACCUAUGGCCAAUUUAAAAUCACCAGCUAACCUACCAUGUAUGUCUUUAGACUGUCUGGUAGUCAAUCAGUUUGAGUAACAUUACUUUGAACUUGAACUGAGGUCUUGCUCUGUCUAACAACGUCAAAAUACUGCACGUGCUUUAAGCUCCAGCAUUUACGACCAUGAGCUCAAUUACAACAACCCUCGACUACCUUCCACCUUUGAAAUGAAAUAUUUGUAGCAUACAGCAGCCACAUUUCAUAGAGCGUCGGGGCUCCCUGGGCCUGACGCUUGUGCUGCUCUCAGUAGGUUUGUUGUUACUCAAAAUAUGAGUUUUUUUAUUUAACAACUUUGUUCUGUUUCUGAAAAGCAAAUAGCACCGGGAAUGUGAAAGACUGACCGCCCACACAAUGAAGCCUGAGAGUAAAGCAACCUGCUAUAUAGUAGAAGUAGCCUGGCUAUACAUGUUUAUGGAGGAUACAACAUGAAUAUUCUUCGGGCUUUCAGAAGCCUUAACGAUGUAUUCAAACAGAUAAAGAACAAAUAAAUAUAUCAACAAACACGGGAAGCAGAGUAAUCUGCUUGUAUGCUGAUGGAUUAUUCAGUAUUGUUCCUUCAGUUAAUGGUUUUAAAACUCUAUGCAACUGGAAUGCUUUUUCAUCACAAUCAGCCUAGGGUUAUCACAGUAGGGUGUGUCAGUUCUGUUUCUGUGUUGUUGUCCCACCUGAAAGUUUAGCGCAAUGUGCUUUGAAUCUGAAAGUAAUAAUUACAGCAAUAACAUAAUAAGCUGUGAAUGUAGUGCUCAAGCAUAACUAUUAAAGACAAAGCUUGCUACAGACAAGCUGACGC
Acanthochromis polyacanthus (spiny chromis) is the source of this 8501-nucleotide messenger RNA. RefSeq names its product rhotekin-like. Gene Ontology annotation, biological process: actomyosin contractile ring assembly; signal transduction; septin ring organization. Lineage: Eukaryota; Metazoa; Chordata; Actinopteri; Pomacentridae. Bases 119 to 1489 code for a protein of 456 amino acids. Gene Ontology annotation, cellular component: actomyosin contractile ring. The transcript has 13 exons. The record is from RefSeq and is a predicted model, not a curated record.